CCAAGCGCCGGGUCAGUGUGUGGGAAGUGCUUUCGGAACGUCACUGUCACCGCCGCCGUUGGCCACGGAGAUUACAACUACUGCGGUCACUCGCAUUUUGGGAUAGUUGAAGAUCGAAGAGGAAACCUGUCAAAAAACCAAGGACUCAAAACAUAUAUCUACCCACUAGUCCGGAUACAAUAGCGGAAAUAAAAGUUUCGCUCCGGUUUAGUGGUUAGUUCAAACGGCUUUAGAGCUUCACUUUUAGAUCGCCGAGUCAGGUGUAUUUAUUAAACACGUUGUAAACAUAUUCUUUGGCUUUUUGACUGAGUUGAACAGCGAUUGAUGUGAUUCCCAAUCAUACAGCUACAUGGUUAUGGAGAAGAAGAGGAUGGAUUGCCCCUCACUGCCACCGGGCUGGAAAAAAGAAGAAGUGAUCCGGAAGUCAGGGCUCAGUGCUGGCAAGAGUGAUGUCUAUUACUACAGUCCCAAAGGGAAGAAGUUCCGGAGCAAACCCCAGCUGUCCCGUUACCUCGGCAACACGGUGGACCUGGGAUGUUUCGACUUCCGAACGGGCAAAAUGACGAUGCCCAGCAAGAUGCAGAAGAACAAACAGAGGCUACGGAAUGAGAGCCUCACCAUCAACAAGGGUAAACCAGACCUGAACACAGCACUUCCUAUCAGACAGACAGCCUCCAUCUUUAAACAGCCUGUCACCAAAGUUGUGAACCACCCCAACAACAAGGUGAAGACAGACCUGCAGAGAGCCACAGAGCAGCCCAGACAGCUGUUCUGGGAGAAGCGGUUGAAAGGCCUGAGGGCGUCAGACAGCACAGAAGAGGUCCUCAGGACCAUGGAGCUUCCCAAGGGUUUAACAAGUUUGGGUCCAGACACGUCAGACGAGACGCUCCUCUCGGCUAUCUCCAGCGCCCUCCACAUGAGCUCCUCCCCCAUCACGGGUCAGAUGACCUCGGCGGCAGAGAAGAACCCAGCUAUCUGGCUCAACACGUCACAGCCCCUCUGUAAAGCCUUCAUAGUCACGGACCAGGACAUCAGGGAACAGGAGUUGAAGGUGGUCCAGGCCCGCAGGUGUCUGGAGGAUGCACUGAUGGUAGACAGGUUGGCGAGGGCUUCCGAAUCCAGCAGAGACUCGGAGGACAAGGCUGCAUAGGAGACCAGACAUGUGUCCUUUCUUCCUUAGGCAGAUGAUGAAGACAGUCAUCCUACACACAGAGGAGGGUACCUGCACAAUGGAACCCUGAUCCCAUAUGUAGUGCACACUAUAUGAAAUAGGGUGUCACUAAAGCACUAGGGUUGCAAAGGGAGGGUAUAUUACUGGAAAGUUUACCAGUAAACUACCAGAAUUUUUGGGGGUAACUUUCAAGGAUUUUAUGUAAUCUAUUACAAGACAUCUAGUGACCCGGUUGGAUACUACAGAUUAUGACAGGUGUCUGUAAUUGUGAAAUAAUGACAUAAUUAAAUAAUAUUUUAAAAUGUAGAAAAAAAUUGAAUUACAAAGCUGUAAAAUGUUAUUUUUUAAUAUAAACCUUAAACUUAGUGAAUAUCAUUGCUGUUUAAUGUGAUCGUUUCAGUAUGAAAUAUCUUUUUACAUUUUUAACUUAUUUAUUUUUUAUUAUGUCAAAAUGUAUUUCGUUGUCAAUGUUUUGCCGUGAAACUGGUGGCCGUUGUGAAGAAAAGGUCAAUAGUUCAAAGAGUUGAAGAGUUUAUUCAAAAACAAAUAUAUUGUCGAUUUUAGAUGCGUUAUUCAUGAAUUGGUCCGUUUUCUCUUCAACCAUAUGUUCUAUCUACUAGAAACUUAUGGACACUAUCCACACAGAUAUAAAUACUAUAUAUUAAUAAACCGUUUUAAAAUGACGAUGAAGUUAAGAUUGCCAUAUCUUUUGUUUAAUUACCAUAAUUUGUGAAGAUUACGGUCACUUUGUUUAAAUUAACCAGUAACUUUGCAACCCUAGUCGGGACAUUCAGAGACGGGAAUCAGUUGGUCUGCUUUUUAAACAAACGGACUGUCACAAUCUCACACAUCCCUUGAUACCUGACUCGCCUAGCUUCAAACCAAAGCCUUUUUGGACUUAACUAUUUGUUUUUAAUCUACAUAUCUGUACAUACCAGUAUAACGCUUAUUUGUUUUUUGUGUCAGAAUUUUGCACUUAAAUACUAUUUUUUUAUAAAAAGGCGAAUAUUGAGCAAAAUUAUUUGAACUUCUGGGGACUUCAUUUGCAAUCUGCUGGAUUUGUAUAUUGCUAACUAUUUUACUUUUCUUUAUUAUUCAUUUGUAUUUUUUUGGGGUGGUUUGUUGGUUGGAAAGGGAUUGAAUAUUAUUGUUUUUUAAAUUUUUUAUAACAAAUGAUCAACUGCUUAUUUAAAACAUGUUUAUACCCGGAGAGAAAACAAAUUAUGUGGACCUUUGUUGCCUCACUUUAGACUUUUUUAAAGUAAAUAA
Messenger RNA from Salvelinus fontinalis (brook trout), 2440 nucleotides. RefSeq names its product methyl-CpG-binding domain protein 2-like. The record is from RefSeq and is a predicted model, not a curated record. Lineage: Eukaryota; Metazoa; Chordata; Actinopteri; Salmoniformes; Salmonidae. Gene Ontology annotation, molecular function: DNA binding. The transcript has 7 exons. Bases 350 to 1150 code for a protein of 266 amino acids.